Molecule: messenger RNA, 1359 nt
Organism: Fusarium verticillioides 7600
Lineage: Eukaryota; Fungi; Ascomycota; Sordariomycetes; Hypocreales; Nectriaceae
Exons: 4
Coding region: 1-1359 (452 amino acids)
Molecular function (GO): peroxidase activity
Source: RefSeq, a predicted model, not a curated record
AUGAAGCCUUUCACUCUUGCGACUCUGGCUACGGCCUUGCUUUCUAACCAAGCGACCGCUCUGCCUAAACUUGAUGCUGACACGCCUAUUCCUCUGAACGCUUUCAAGUUUGGUGCUCGUGAUGCGAAGAAUCCUCACCUUGGUGUUGAUCCUGAGCUGAUUCGCAAGUUUGCCUCUCAGGCCCCUACCAACCUGGGCAAGAGGGUUAUCGACUUUGACCCCAAGGAGCAGCUCGUUGAUGUACAUGGCGAGCACGAGUUCAACCCACCCGACUUUGAGGCUGGUGAUGUUCGAGGACUUUGCCCAGGAUUGAACACUCUUGCUAACCAUGGGUACCUCCCUCAUAACGGUGUUGCUACAUUCACCCAGUAUGUCACUGCUGUUGGUAAGGUCUGGGGAAUGGCGCCCGACAUGUCUUCUCUCCUCACCACUUUGGGUGUUGUUCUCGGCGGUAACCUCGUCGCUGUCUCUCAAGGAGGCUGGUCCAAGUACAUGAACAACAAUCUACUUGGCCUCUUUGGAACUCCUCGUGGUCUCAGUGGCUCUCACCCCUUCUUCGAGGUUGAUGGCAGCCCCACUCGAGGUGAUCUCUAUGACCCCAUUGGCGACAACAACGACAUGAACAUGACCUACUUCAUGGAGCUCUACAACCUGCAAAAGGACGCCGAGAACCCCAACUACAGCAUUGAGGUUCUGUACGAGCACAACAAGAACCGCUGGCACCAGACCAUUGCUACCAACCCCUACGCUUGGUUCGGCCCUGCUAGCGGCUGGCUCGUCCGUGCUAGCCCUUACUCUUUCACUGCUCGUCUUGCUGCCAACCGCUCUGCUGAGCAUCCUGACGACGGCAUCCUCGACAAGGAGAUGCUCAAGGCCUUUUUCUCUGUUUACGGACCUGAGGAUAACAUGACCUACGUCGUUGGCCAUGAGCGUAUUCCCGAGAAUUUCUACCGCCGCCGCUACACCGACUAUGGCAUUGCUGCCAACGCCCUUGACAUUGUUACUCACAGUCACCCUGAGGUCCUUAGCAUCGGCGGUAACACCAACGGUGUCAACACCUUUGUCGGAAUCAACUUCGACGACCUUGCUGGUGGAGUCCUCAACGGAAAGAACCUUCUCCAGGGUAACAACCUCGUCUGCUUUGCUCUCAACGCUAUCAAGACCGUCUCCCCCAACGCUUUAUCUUCUCUCUUCGCCACCUUGUCUUCUGUAACUGAUGUCCUCUUCGCUGCUCUUGAGCCUAUCAUGGGAGCUAUGGACUGCCCCGUGUACAAGGACUUGAGUGUCAAUGGCACGAACUGGCUCGACUACAACAAGAAGAUGUACCCUGGUUUCAAGAAGGCUGGUGGCGGCUGGUAA